Messenger RNA from Rhodotorula toruloides NP11, 2754 nucleotides. Its product is annotated as minichromosome maintenance protein 6. Gene Ontology annotation, biological process: DNA replication initiation; mitotic DNA replication; double-strand break repair via break-induced replication. Gene Ontology annotation, cellular component: nucleus; MCM complex. The transcript is spliced from 11 exons. The coding region runs from base 1 to 2754 and encodes 917 amino acids. Gene Ontology annotation, molecular function: ATP binding; single-stranded 3'-5' DNA helicase activity; single-stranded DNA binding. The record is from RefSeq and is a predicted model, not a curated record. NCBI's taxonomy places the organism in Eukaryota, Fungi, Basidiomycota, Microbotryomycetes, Sporidiobolales, Sporidiobolaceae.
AUGGCCACGCCAGCUCACAACACAGACCCCAUGUCGGACGACCGCACCGUCCGCGGCUCAGAGGCAGAGGCCGUCGAGGUCGGCGCGAACGGGAAACGCGCUCCUCGCAACGGCGCACAGGGCGGCGCAGGGGGCAAGGCGCAGCGCGUGCGCAUCCAGAGGGACUAUGCGGACAUUCCCGCGGUCAAGGACGAGACGGGCGAGAAGGUUGCGCAGCUCUUCGAGGGCUUCCUCGAGCAGUUCUCUGAGGAAGACCCGCGCGCUCUCCCAACUUCGUCCCUCACGUCCGGCGGACCCUCCUCGACUGCUUCCCGCGUGCACUUCUACAUCGAGCAGGUCAAGGGUAUGGAGGAGUUCAAGCUCACGACGCUCUACGUCGACUACCAGCACUUGCACGACGCGCACGAGCUUCUCGCAAAGGCUAUCACGCAGCAAUACUACCGCUUCCUCCCCUACCUCCGCCGCGCGCUCCAGAAUCUCGUCAAGAAGUACGCGCCGACCUACCUCUACUUGAACGCCCACACGGCAAGCACCGUCGCGUCCGGCCUGUCCGUCCGACAGUUUAACAUCGCUUUCUACAACCUCCCUCUCGUCGAAGGCAUUCGCGACAUGCGGACAGACAAGAUUGGGAAGCUUAGCUCUAUCAGCGGAACCGUGACGAGGACGAGCGAGGUCCGGCCUGAGUUGACGUUCGGAACGUUCACCUGCCUUGUCUGCCACGGUAUGGUCCGCGACGUCGAGCAGCAGUUCAAGUACACAGAGCCGUCCAUGUGCCCAAACAUCUCGUGCUCGAACCGCUCGGCAUGGAAGCUCAAUAUCGAGCAGUCCAAGUUCUCCGACUGGCAGAAGGUCCGCAUCCAGGAGAAUCCUAACGAGAUUCCGACUGGCUCGAUGCCUCGCUCCCUCGACGUCAUCCUCCGCGCCGAAAUCGUCGAGCGCGCAAAAGCAGGCGACAAAGUCAUCUUCACCGGUACCUUCAUCGUCGUGCCGGACGUCGCAGCUCUCGGUCUCCCCGGCGUCAACGCCGAGAUGAUGCGCGAGAACCAGGGCGGGAGGGGAGGCGGACCGGGCGCGAUGGGCGGGAACUUGGGCGUCAGCGGGUUGAAGAGUUUGGGUGUCAAGGAUUUGACGUACAAGACGGCUUUCUUGGCUUGCAUGGCGACGAGUGCGGAUGUCAGGUCGACGGCUGCCAACAUCCGCUCGGACGACCAAGGCGUCGAGGAGAACCGCAAGGAGUUCCUCGAGAGCCUGACGAAGGAGGAAGUCCAGCACCUCGAGUCGAUGGUCCGGAGCGACCACAUCUACUCGCGCCUUGUAUCGAGCAUCGCGCCGACCGUCUACGGCCACGAGAUCGUCAAGAAGGGCAUCUUGCUCCAGCUCAUGGGCGGAGUGCACAAGCAGACGCCCGAGGGGAUGCAUUUGCGUGGAGACUUGAACGUCUGCAUCGUCGGUGACCCGUCAGUCAGCAAGUCGCAGUUCCUCAAAUACGUCUGCGGCUUCCUCCCCCGUGCCGUCUACACCUCGGGCAAGGCUUCGUCCGCCGCCGGUCUCACCGCCGCCGUCGUCAAGGACGAGGAGACGGGGGAGUUCACUAUCGAAGCUGGCGCCCUCAUGCUCGCCGAUAACGGCAUCUGCGCUAUUGACGAGUUCGACAAGAUGGACCUGUCCGACCAGGUUGCCAUUCACGAGGCGAUGGAGCAGCAGACCAUCUCGAUCGCCAAGGCCGGCAUCCAGGCGACUCUCAACGCCCGCACGUCCAUUCUCGCUGCCGCCAACCCUGUCGGUGGCCGAUACAACAAGAAGAUGAGCCUGCGCGCGAACGUCGCCAUGUCGGCGCCCAUCAUGUCGCGUUUCGACCUCUUCUUCGUCGUCCUCGACGAGUGCAACGAGGACGUCGACCUCAAGCUUGCGCAGCACAUCGUCAACAUCCACAUGCACAAGAAUGCCGCGAUCAACCCUGAGUUCUCGACCGACGAGCUGCAGCGGUACAUUCGCUACGCGCGAACGUUCAACCCGAAGCUCACGCCUGAAGCGUCGAAGCAGCUCGUCACACUCUACGGCAAGCUCCGCAGCGAAGACGCGCAGGGUUAUGGUCGCAGCUCGUACCGCGUCACCGUCCGUCAGCUUGAGAGCAUGGUCCGACUGUCCGAGGCGAUCGCGCGUGCCAACUGCACGGAUGUGAUCAUGGUCGAAUUCGUCAACGAGGCGUACAAUUUGCUGAGCCAAUCGAUCAUCCACGUCGAGAAGGACGACGUCGACAUCGACUCGGACGACGAGGACAACGACGACGACCCCGAGCUCGGCGGCGGCGGGGAUGGCGAGGAAGGCCAGGCUGGACCCGGGUCUCCCGCUCGCGACCGCACCGCAUCCGCCACGCCCGCCCCUGCGCCCGCACAGCAGCCGAAGAAGCCCAAGGUCACCAUCUCCUACGACAAAUAUAUGCUCAUGAUGCAGCGCAUCGUGUACAUGAUCGCGCAGCACGAGAAAGAGGAGGGCGCGGGUAUGCCCAGGAGCGCCGUCGCCUCGCAGUACCUCGACGAGAUCGAGGACCAGAUCAACUCGAUCGACCAGCUGGAGGAGGAGACGGUCCUCGUCGACAAGGUCUUGACCAAGCUCGUCAAGGAACGCUAUCUUCUCGAGCUUCGCGGGUCGUCGAACGUCCAGGAGGGUCAGGAUGGCGACGAGAUGGCAGCCGACGAGGAGGACGAGCCCGUCUUGACCGUCCACCCAGAGUGCGACGUCCUGGAGGCGUAA